UACACUCGUGUGUUUCGAGAAGAUUUCUGAGAAUAUUUCCAAAAGUGAACGCUUUUAACCUCUAGCCCCUGUCUGUGCCAAUGACAGCACUGUCUCCUAUGGAAAUGACGUGCAUUUUUACGUCUGAAUCUUGUGUUGACGUUGCCGGAUAUUACUUCCAGUUAUUGAUGGUUCACCUUAUUUUUUGGUGCAGGUGACCCAAAAUUGUUUGGUGUACAAAUGGCAUUUGAACGACUGGAUGUUUUGCCUUUGGCCGUCUUCAUUCUUUUCCCAGCAACUUUUUUAGCGACUUAUAUUAUAGCCGUUCUUCUUGGACAUGUAGAGCCAGACUUUCCGUACAUUAGUGAUACGGGGACAUAUUCUCCAGAGAGCUGCAUAUUUGGCCAGCUGCUGAACGUUGGGACACUUCUAUUGGGCUUGGUGAUAUAUGUUCGUUACCGGCAAGUUGCAGAAUAUUACAGUAGCUACUCAUUGUCCCCUGCUGUACUCAGUCUGAACAAAAUGGGGGUGUGGUUUGGCCUGCUGUCAUGUCUUGGCCUCAGCUUUGUAGCUAACUUCCAAGAAACUAAUGUUAUAACUGUUCACCUUACUGGAGCUUUCUUAUGUUUUGGGUUUGGAACCGUGUACUUCUGGAUUCAUGCAGUGUGUUCUUACCAUAUGCAGCCAUUAGCAAAUAGUCUUCAGCUGGCCCAUCUUAGACUAGCACUGGCUGUCAUAUGCACUGUAUUUUUUAUUUUACUCAGCAUAACUGGAGUUCUGUCACACAUUCAAUUCAGAGGAAGCAAUCCACGUAAGUGGUAUCCUAAUGAUGGCGGCUGGCAGCUACAUGUGAUAAGUACGGCAUCUGAAUGGGUUGUUGCAGUGGCCUUCUGUAUAUAUAUCUUGUCAUUUGCAAGAGAAUUCCGUAACAUUAGCCUAGAAUCAAGGGUAUAUUUGAAUGUGGAAAGUGGAGGCUUUAGCGUAGUAGACAGUGAGUGUUCACCAGUUCUUCCACAUGCUGCUGUUCCUGAAGGUGUUGUUAUUGUGCGACAAGGUGGAAACAGUAUUAUCACUUGAUUAGAGAUACAUGCAAGAUGCAAUUCUUCGGGUUCACAUGCCAGUACUGUUUGGUGUGACGAAUCAGGAAGUCAGCAUUCUGUUGUGAUUAUUGCUUCUAGCCAAACAAAUUGUGAUUCUGUCCAACGAGAGAAUGAAGUGUUAGAAUUUAAUCACCAAAAUAUACAUUUCUCUGAAGAUGAUGUGUGUGAACAUGUGAGCAGUGAAUCUCAAGAGAACUUUCAGGUCUCUGAAAACAGCAAUGAGUGUGCACAGCACUCAGUUGUGAUAUUCUCUUCAUCAUCUCCAAGAUCUCGUUGCAGUGAUAUUCCCGAAAACAAUCCAGUUCUUUCCUCCGAGACUGAAGAUAAUGGAGAGUUAGUUCCUAGCAAGUUGCUGUCACUUUCUCUCUCCCUAUUGGUGGCUGCAUUCUUCCAAGCCAUUCGCUGCCUUCAGGAACUAAUAGAAGACACAUUUAGGACACUACACUGUGAUUUAGAUGUAGAGUAAGUUCAUAAAGCCUUACACCUGAAAUUAUUUUUUAAAAUUUCAGAUUUAACAGUUUUAAUCAAUAAAAACUAAAUUCAGGAAAGAGAGAACACCUGCAAAUAUUAAGUAUGGUAUUUUUACAACGAAUAGUCUCUAUAAUCAAUUACACGCUUAAUGUAGGCCUAUGUAGGCUUUGUUUUGUACUACUGUUUGUGAAUUUUACAUGACAUUAUAAACUUUUAUAUAAGACUCUUAAGAAAAUAUAUAUAACACAUUGGAGAAAUGCCCUUUUGCAAGUCCAAGACAUUAAAAACCUUAUAACGGUGCUUACAUUUGCUUAAAGAGGUGAUUGAGACUGAAGAGAUUUUUUUUUCUUUUUUUAAUCUAGGUGAAAGUAAUGUAAAAUUUUGAUAUGGAAGAGCCUGGUACACUGUUUAUAACUUUCCACUGCAUUCAUUUGUGCAGCCUCCCUAUCCUAAUUUCAGUCCAAUUGCUUCAUUAUUUCAUACAACUUAUUGAGUUGAGUUGUAUCAGAGUAAUUAUUUCUUUUAGGCAAUCUGCCUAAAGAUUAAAUGAAAAUUUAUAAUUGAUGACAAUCUGAGAUGUAGCUUUGAUUUGAAGAAACUUUUUCCAGUAUUAUCUUUUCAUUGAAAAUCCUGUAUUUUUCCCCAGUAUUAUAUUCUGAAUGAUUAAAUGUUAUGUUAUUUUAGAGAAAUCCCAUUAGAGCUAUUCAUUGAAAUCUGAAUCCACUACUUAAAAUGGCUCUGUAUGCAUAAGAUGAGAUUGUAACACAUGAAACAAAAGAUAAAUUGUAAUAUUGUGUUCAAAUAAACAAUUGAACUUAAUUUAUAAGAAAAUAUUGUGUCAUUGGUUAUGAGCCAGAUAAUAACUGGUAUACAGAAAUUACUUUGUGUAUAUGAAAUAUUUAUUACCUUCAGAGCAGGCGCGGCUCGUAAUUAAAGGCUCUGAGGCGGAGCUGCCCCAAAAUAUAUGUUUUAUAAUUUACAUUAUCAGGACGAAUUUCGCAUAUUUCCCAUUUCGAUUAAAAUAAUGACGGUCAACGUUUUUGGAACUGUUUGUAUCGAUAGAUGUUUUCCGGACGGUUAGUAGUGUUUAGGCUGCGCCUUGGAACGUCCGUAAGCUGCAUGUAGUAGCAGUUUGGGGCGUGGCUUCUACAUAGUACUGCUCUUUAUUGGCGACCCGAAGGCUCAGAGCUUGCAGCCUAAGGGUGUCAUACCAACCACCACACGUUUUUCACGUUCCACUAUCUAUGUAAUAAAGGAAUGUAGAGUGGCCGAAACUUUGCUAUCCAAUCUCUGUCUCUGCACAUCUCUACUACGCUUUGAUGCGUCAUUAAUCGACGUUUAAUAUUAUUGUUUUGAUAAUGUUUUAGAUAGUUGUUUUGUUUCUGCCAUUGGCUAUUAUAUCCACAUUUAGAAUAAGUUUGUAAAUAUCCCGCCAGAGUGCACUAGACUACGGUAACAUAACGGUACUGCCAUCUAGCGAGAGUUUUAUAAUUGAUUAGAGGACAAAGCGUGCGAAAUUUGUCCCGUUACUUUACUUUCCUUUCCUUGCUUGCUGAGGCUGUCUGCUUUUGUUGAUACCGUGUGAUAUUACCAAGUUUCUUUUUCGGAGUGUAUUUUGCAAGAUUUUAGUGAAAGAACUAGGUGCACCCAGACCUGAUCUAACGAUCAAUCAAGAACAGAAACAGUGCAAAUCUAGGCAAGGAUACAAACACAGUCAUAAUAGAGCAAUGUACGAUGCAACUGAGUGGUUGUGUGGUUGUGAAGUGAAAAAUGCAUUUUUCUGUUUCACCUGUCUUCUUACAAAUAGUACUGAUUGUGCCUGGACUGAAACUGGUAUCACUGACUUAAAGAAUUUUCACGCAGAGGUGAAAAAACAUAAUUCCAGUGAAAAACAUUUAAAUGGCUUCAUUGCGUUUUCAAUGCUAGGGAAAGUGGACAUUAUGUGCGAAUUAGACAGUGCUUACCGCCGUAAUAUAAAGAUGUAUAAUGAAAAUGUAUCAAAAAAUCGGGGUAAACUGGGUAAACUGAUAGAUAUGAUUUGCUGCAAAGUGUCAGAAAAUGUAAUUAUGACUUAUAAAAACACUAACCAAAGAUUUUAACUCGAAGUUAGCUUCUAAUGAUAUUUAAUACCUGAUUAUAGAAGAUACAGUGCGUAAAAUUAUGGGUAGAGAGUGAUCUGCCCACCCCCCUCCCCCUGAAUUCUUAGUUGUUUAUUUCAGACUAAUCUGUAGCGUAACCCGAGGUCUAUGUUGGCUCCGAUAAAUGCCGCAGCCUUCCCCAGUAUAGAAACCAUGAGCCGCGCCUGCUUCAGAGUAUGUGCUAACAUUGGUUGAAAGUGCACCUGAAUCCAUCAUAUUUAUCUUGUUAGAAAGUUGCAGAGGAAUGUCGUAGAUGAUGCAUGUGCUACAUUAGACAGGGUGUUUCUAUAAUACUUUUACAAACUUUACGGACAGGUUCCUUACACCAAAACAACAAAAAUUCCUAGUAAACGCAGUAUCUAAAAUGCAUUCCAUAGGAACUUUGAGCACUUGUUCACGUUCAUUACUGUGAAACACAUCUUUUCUAUUGAAUAAGUGCUCUUAAGGUAUGCAUUGUAGAGCCCAUGUUUACUAGAUCUUUUUUUCUUUUUCUGUGUGAGGAACUUGUCCUAAAAGUUUGUAAAAGUAUUUUUGAAAUACACUGCAUAUGGGGUGAUCAAAAGUUCAAGCAUUCAGAUCACCUCAAGAUUCCUUGGAAUAUUUGGAUGCAAAAGUGUUUCUAUCAGACAUUAGCCAAGAGCUCAUUGUAAUAGAAGAUUUUCAUAGAGGGGAUGAUUUGGCAAUAUUUAAUGUAACAACAUAUGGCUCUUUUAAGUAGGCACAUAGUUCUUUGUAUGUUGAGAGUUUGUGGUGGAUUAGCUUUAAUUGUCAGUGUUAUGAAGUAAUUUUGAUGAUGUUAGCAGUGAUCCUAUUCCAUGUUAUUACUAAAAGUUUUGUCACAUUUUUCUCCCCUAUCCACUUGAAUGUUUUUAUCUAUUUGACUUCAUUUUUUCAUUUAUUGGAACUCUGAAGAUGCUGUAAGAUUUUACUUGAUUUCAUAGUAGGUGAUAGAGAAACUACAGCAUCUUUCAAAAAACUUUGAAUAGAAUGUAUUGUACACAUAAGAACAGUACAAUCAUUAAUUACAAACACUUGAAGUGCCUAACAAUAUAUUGUCCAUAGUCUUAUGAUAUUUGCGUCCAUUUUAGCAUUUGUGAGAUUUACUUUUUCACUGGCUGUGGCAUGCCCUUUACUUCUUUGAAACACAGCAGUAUUCAUUUUUGGAAGUGCAGCUGGGACUCAAGUUGUCAGCUCUUCUGGAUUUGGAUGUUGGAAUACCAAAAGCUUGCUCUGUCAAAGACACUCAAAGAAGGGACA
This is a messenger RNA of Schistocerca nitens (vagrant locust), 4945 nucleotides long. RefSeq names its product DNA damage-regulated autophagy modulator protein 2. The transcript is spliced from 7 exons. The coding region runs from base 220 to 1056 and encodes 278 amino acids. Lineage: Eukaryota; Metazoa; Arthropoda; Insecta; Orthoptera; Acrididae. The record is from RefSeq and is a predicted model, not a curated record.